AUGAGAGCUUUUUGUACAAUACAUUAUCCUAUUGGACCGAGUUUUGUGUCGGCAAUAACAACAAAACAAAAAGUUUAUUAUAAUAAUAAAGGUAUAAGACUUGACUGUUCAGCUAUUGGUAAUCCAUCACCUAUAUUAACAUGGUUUCGAAUGAAUGGUAGCGAUGAACAAUCAUGGAUAUAUGUUCAAUCGUCAGAAUUCAUUGACCUGUAUGAUAACGGUAGUUUAUUUAUUCGUCCAUUUCGAGAAUAUUUCAAACCAAUUCACGCCGGCUCAUUUAUUUGUCGAGCAGAAAAUGCAGUUGGUAGUAUACAAACAUUACCAAUACAAAUUAAACCACAAAUCUAUGAUACUUAUGAAGUAGAAGUAAAAAAUCCAUUUGGGUACGAACAAUCAUCUGUUAUUAUAUCAUGUGAAGUAUCUCCACCGUCUGCUAGUUCCUAUGUAAAUGUUAUAGGGUGGCUAGAAAAGUCUAAUAAUCAAAUAAUUCAACUUGAUUUAAAACCCAAAACCAAAUACAAUAUAUUAGCAAAUCAAAAUUUGAUUAUUCAUAGCUUGAAAAGAUCUGAUGAUAAUCGAAGUUAUGCUUGCAUUGUAAAUAACGAUAUUGAUAAUCAUACAAGACAAAGUCGAUUUAAAUCAUUACGUGUUCGAAAUCGUUCACCAUUUGGACCUGAAUUAUAUAUGAAAAAUCAUACAGAAUAUCAAGUACAAGUCGGGGAUACUAUUGAAUUACCUUGCGGUAUAGCAUCAUUAUCAAUAAAUGCUCCAAUUUCAUGGUUGAAAGAUGGAACAGAAAUAGCUGCUGUCGAAGAAAAAAUUUAUAAUAAUUCCUUAAUUUUUGAGAUUUCUUCUUCAAAGGAUUCCGGAAAUUAUGUAUGUCAAAUCGACGAUGAAUCUAUUGGACGAAUGACAUCAACGAUGACAGUAAAAGUUAAUCUUCCCAUUCAAUGCGAUAUAAAUUUUGAACAAAAAACUAUUAAUGCAGGAUCAGAUACAGAAUUAAUUUGUAGAAUCAAUGCGAUAAAAAAUUCACCUAUUCAAUGGCAUUGGUAUCAUAAUUCUAAUUUAUUAUCAAAUCAAUUAAAUCAAUAUAUGAUUAUCAAUGCUACAAGAGAACAUAUGGGAAUGUAUCAAUGUUGUUCUAUUUCAAGUUCAUCACAUUCAAGUAGUUGUUGUGCUCAAACACAAAUUCGAGUUAUUAAUUCACCUCCUUUUAUUCUUAAAGAUCGACAAACAAAUUCAGACAAUAUUAUUAUUUUACCAGAAAUCGUUCUACACAAUUCAAUCGAUCUUAAUUUUACUAUCUAUGCUGAUCCAAUACCAGAGAUAAAUAUAUUUAAAGAUGGUCAAAUAUUAAUACGAAAUUAUUCAAUUAACUAUCAAACUUCUGGCGAUAUUUCUCUUCACUAUUCAAUUUAUAUAUACAAUAUAAGCAGCACAGGCCUUUAUGAAUAUGUAGUAGAGAAUUCUUUGGGCUUAAUUUCUCUAUCAAAACAUAUCAAUAUCGAUAAACAAAAACCAUUUAUUCAACCACUAAGAAAUCUAACUAUUCGAAGCGAUGAACAAUUCACACUUACCUGUUAUGGAUCAGGUCAACCGAAUUUACAGUUACAAUGGAUUGAUCAAAGCAAUAAUCGGAUAGUUAAUACUUCAUCGAUAUCUCCAAUUCUGUUUACAUCAACAAAUACAAAAUCAACUAUUUAUGCGUGUCAAGCCAUAAAUCCAUACGGUAGAAUAUCUUCACAAUUAUUUGUAACAAUUAAAGUUCCUGCAAAAAUCUUAUCAGUCACAUCAAAUCAAACAGUUAUAAUAAAUUCAAAAUUCAAAAUCAACUGUCUCGCGGAAGGUGAUCAUGAAUUAGAAUUAAUAUUAAAAGAUCCUUUGUUAAAUAAAUUAAAUACAAUCGAAAACAGAUCUGAAAAUAAAAAGAAGCUAUCAUUCAUGUUUGAUAAUAUACAAAUGUCUGAUAGUGGUUUAUACGAAUGCUAUGCUAAUAAUAAUUAUUCAGAAGAUUAUUCAAUAUUUGAAAUUAUUGUACAAAAUGUACCAGAUAGAAUCGAAAAUAUUUUUAUUGGAGAUUCUGAAGAAAUUUUUUGGAUGAAACCGUUUGAUGGAAAUUCAAAAAUUUUAAAAUACAUUCUUCGAAUGCAAUCAAGACAAGGUUUAUUAUGGUCAAAUGAAUCGAUGAUUAUUAUUGAUGAUAGUGAUGUAACAAAUUAUCGUUUUGAAAAUAUGUUUUCUAAAUGUAUGAUUUCCCUAACAAUGCAAGCAGUUAAUGAUAUUGGAUCAUCGUUACCUAGUGAACCGAUUCAUUUUCAAACAAAUACUAAACAAUUAGAAAUUGCUCCAUAUAAUCUAACAGCAGUUAGUAUCUCUUCGAAGAGUUUGGUAUUAACAUGGCAGUAUCCAUCAUUUCAUGCAUGUGACGACUCAUUCAUGAACUUUGUAAUUGAAAUCAGUGAUCAAUACAAUCAAACUAUGAUCAAAACUCAUAAUUAUCAUUCAACAGUAUUUACUAUUAGUCAAUUAAGAAGUGUUACAUUUUAUACAUUCGUUAUUUAUGCAGUCAAUGAAUUAGGACCGAGUCCGAAAUCAAAACCAUUAAAAAUAAAAACACCAGAAAGUGUUCCACUUGCUAUGAUAGCCGAUUUAACAGCAACUUUAUAUAAUAGUUCUACUGUUUAUAUUACCUGGAACAUUCAGCAAGAUGAGUUUCAAUAUCUGAAUGGAAAAUUUCGAACAUUUGCUGUAACAAUUUAUGAAAAUUUGAAUAUGUCAACAUUAACAAUUGUUGAAACAGUAAAGACAAAUCUUGUACUUCAUAAUCUUCAUUCAUCAUCACAAUAUUACGUAUCAGUAGUUGUUUGUAAUUAUUUUGAUUGUGGCUCAUCAUCAACUUCGAUUGAUGUUAUAACACCAUUAGCAAUUUUCGAUACAACGACAACGAUCAUGCAUCCAAUUAACAAACCACUCAUACUGAAUUGUCCAUACGCAAACAACAACUCUUUUAAUUCUACGUAUCCAAAAGUAUCGGAAACACAUAGUGAAUAUCAAUGUGGAUCAAAAUUAAUUCACAUUCAAUACUAUGAUAAACCAUCGUCAAUCCGAGUAAACAUUCAUUAUACAACACCAAAUGAAAUUGGUUUAAAGAUUUUUUAUCCACUAGAAAUAAUUGAAAUUGUUACAAUAACCUAUAAGAUAAAAGAUCAUUCGUUUAUGAAUGAAUUAAAUAUAUCUCCGCCAUUAACAAAUAUUCGUUUAACAAAUCUUUCUUGUGGAAAUAUUUAUGAGAUAAUGAUCUAUACUAGUAAUCAAGUUGGAUUUAGUACAACGGAAUAUAUAAUAGCAAAAACCGAUGGUUCAACUCCUUCGUUAUAUCAAUCAAAAGAUUUAAUUCGAGCUGUUUCAAAUAAUUAUAUCAUUCUUGACAUGGCUAAAUGGAUCAUUAAUGAAUGUCCUAUUUUAUCAUUUGAAAUAGAAAUAAUACCAAUAAAGAAUUCAGAUGGAAAUAAUCUUAAUCGAUAUUUUUCAUUCAAAAAUGAAUUAAACGAAAUCAAAAUUGAUCAUCUUCAACCCGAACAUGAUUACCAAUUAAAUAUUAAAAUUAAUAGUCAACCUGGUGAAAAUUUUCAAAUUAUUUCUUUUCGAACAGCAAAAGAUACUAAUCGAAUAAGUAUCAAAUAUUCACAACGUAUUUUUCUUGUUCUGUUAACAAUGAUUUUAUUUAUGUUAACAUUGCUUUUCGUUUUCAUUCUCGUAAAACUUUGUGAAAAACGUUGGAUGAAAACAGAAUCAUUUAUCCAUCGAAAUGUAAUGUUAAAACCUACUCUAAACUCAACAUACUCAAAUAGCAAUGAUCGACAUCAACCGAUGUGGUCUGAAACAGAAAUUGAUUUUACCAUUGAAAACUAUACAAAUAAAAAUCGAUCAACUAGUUUUACAUCAGAAGAUUCUCAAGGUAAUAUAAAUCCAUAUGCAGUUACUGGUGAUACAGUAAAUCAUAAAUAUAAGUAUGAUCAUUGUCAAUUGAGUGAUACAGAUCGUCACCCAUCAACAACGUCUUCGGAACGAUAUUUUCGUCCGAUUAUUCUCGAAUCUUCAUUGUUCAACGAUCAAAAUUCAUCAAAUCCGUGUCCGCGUCCAAUAGAAAAACAUUCAUUGACAAAUAUUCUUUCAGCAGUCUCAUCGUCUGAAAGCAAACUUUUCUCUGCUUUCGUCUAUGUUUCAACAUCGAAACCUAUAACAAAAAAAAUGUCGAAUAAUGAUCACAGUUUAUCAUCAGCAGACUCUGGUGUUCAUUCAUCUUAUACUCAAAGUCCUCGAUGUCAAUUACAUCAUUUUUCAUACGAUCAUUCGUUAUUAUCAAAGCAAGAUAAUCCAUUAUACGCAACAUACGACGAAACAUUCUCUGAACAAAUCAAUCUUGACUCGUAUAGACGACAAAAAUAUUCAUUAGUUUAA
This is a messenger RNA of Rotaria socialis, 4464 nucleotides long. The record is from the annotation of a GenBank genome assembly. NCBI's taxonomy places the organism in Eukaryota, Metazoa, Rotifera, Eurotatoria, Philodinida, Philodinidae.